Molecule: messenger RNA, 1995 nt
Organism: Hibiscus syriacus
Lineage: Eukaryota; Viridiplantae; Streptophyta; Magnoliopsida; Malvales; Malvaceae
Product: zinc finger protein GAI-ASSOCIATED FACTOR 1-like
Exons: 4
Coding region: 48-1583 (511 amino acids)
Cellular component (GO): nucleus
Molecular function (GO): DNA-binding transcription factor activity
Source: RefSeq, a predicted model, not a curated record
UUUGUCUUGUAAUUUGAUUUUUUUAAAGAAAACUCUGUUUUUAGGCCAUGCCGGUCGACGUAGAUAAUUAUUCCACCGUCUCCGGCGACACUUGCGGCUCUUCCUCCGGUAACCAAAAUCCACCUCCCAAAUUCACCAUCAAGAAGAAACGUAGUCUUCCUGGAAUGCCAGAUCCAGAUGCAGAGGUGAUUGCUUUAUCUCCAAAGACUCUCAUGGCCACGAACCGGUUUGUUUGUGAAAUCUGCAACAAAGGGUUUCAAAGGGACCAAAAUCUUCAGCUUCAUAGAAGAGGUCAUAAUUUACCAUGGAAGCUUAGGCAGAGAUCCAGUAAGGAAGUGAUGAAGAGGGUUUAUGUUUGUCCCGAGCCAACUUGUGUGCAUCACGAUCCGACGAGAGCUUUAGGCGAUCUUACGGGAAUUAAGAAACAUUUCUGCAGAAAACAUGGAGAAAAGAAGUGGAAAUGCGAUAAAUGUUCUAAGAAAUAUGCUGUUCAAUCGGAUUGGAAAGCUCACUCUAAGAUUUGUGGUACUCGAGAGUACAAAUGUGAUUGUGGUACCCUGUUUUCCAGGAGAGAUAGUUUCAUCACGCACAGAGCUUUUUGUGAUGCGUUAGCUGAUGAGAGUGGUAAAGCUCAAACGGAUCCCAGUUCUGAACCUGACCCGAAAGUCCUGGUUGUGGAAUCAUCACCAUCACCAGCCCUUCAGCCUGCACCGCCUCCGGUUUCGGCUCCAGCACCAGUAGAGGUUCAGGUUUCAGCACCAGCUCUGCCUCAGUCAACAAGUGCAAUGACUUCGGUUAUGCCAAUCCAAAGUUCUGAGUUGGCUGUAGAUCCGAAUUCUAUCGUGGAAGAAGCUCCGGCUCCGGCACAAGCUGGCUUAAAUGGAAGUUGUAGCAGUGGUGUCAGCUCAGUUAGCAAUGGUAGUAGCUGCAGCAGCAGUGUAUUUGCAAGCUUAUUUGCAUCCUCUACUGCAUCUGCGAGCUUAACACCUCCACAACCUCGGGCUUUCACCGACUUAAUUCGAGCAAUGGGUCCACCUGAGUGUCCUGCUGACCUUGCUCCAUCUACAUCCAUUGAACCAAUUUCUCUAUGCCUCUCAACCAGCCAUGGCUCAUCGAUAUUCGGAAAUGCAGGGCAAGAGCGCCAGCAGUAUGUACCGCCCCCACAACCUGCUAUGUCGGCCACAGCCCUACUGCAGAAAGCUGCUCAGAUGGGAGCAGCUGCAAGUAAUGCAUCCUUGCUUCGUGGUCUCGGUGUUGUUUCAUCAUCUUCAUCAGCGCAGCAAGAAAAUUUGCAAUGGGGUAAGAGACAAGUUGAGCCCAACAAUGCCUCUGUUGCAGCAGGGCUUGGACUCGGGCUUCCUUGUGAUAGAAGUUCGGUAUUAAAGGAAUUGAUGAUGGGAACCCCUGUAUUCGGUCCAAAGCAAACUACACUUGAUUUUCUCGGAUUAGGGGUGGCUGCCAGUGGCAGCCCCAACGGUGGCCUGUCAGCUCUAUUUACCUCUAUUGGAGGUGGACUUGACGUGGAUGCAGCGGCAGCAUUGUUUGGAGGUGGAGAUUUCAAGGACGUCAUAAGGAGAUCAUGACUUGGGAAACUAUACAUUGCACAGGCUACAGUGUUACAGAAGAAAACAAUGGCGAUAUGUAAUUUUAGAUAUGGAAUUGCCGUGGUAGAGGUUAGCAUCAAGCCAUCAAAGAGGCCGUUGGGGAUCCUUCUUUGUUCUGCUGCUUAUCAGGACAAAAACGGCUUCCUUGUGGUAUAAGCUAAAACUCAAGAACCAGAUGUAAUAGGAUACUGGAUGUAUAGGAGCUUGUAUCAAGCUUGAGGGAAACAUCAGCAAAACAGCAAUCUUUCCUAGUCAACAAUGGGAUGGCAAAGUUGCUGUAAAUGGAAGGAUUUUGGAUGAUUCUGAUGUGGUUAUUUGGCGUGGAUUAAGGUUCCACUUGUAAUUGUGUUUAUUUUAUUUGCAAUUAAUUUAUAUUUGUCUGUUUUAUUUA